UAGGGCUUCCUUAAGAGGCCUGGGUUCGGGGGGGGCCAGUGCCCCAUCCUGUGGUGGGGGAGACAGUCUUGGAGAGGUAAAGUGACCGUCCCUGGCCACACAGCUUAGUACAGCAGAGCUAGAACCCCACCCUGGCUGUGGACCUUCCGUAACCAGCUGGGAACAGUAAGGCAGAUGGGGUGGGCUCCUGGGCCCACUGUAGGCCUGGGCAGUGGGACUAGCAGUCACAUGAAGGGUUUCUGAGCUCCUGGUCUAUGGAGGAACAGGCCCUUAGGAGACGCCUCUCCCCAACGGCAGAGGUUUGGCUUUGACUGAAGAGGCCCACUCCCAUUCCUGGCACGGGGAGGCACCUGGGCUGAAAGCCAAAAUACAACUCCUGGGACCAUAGACGUCCUUGUCUUUCAGUCCUCGGACCCCUGCCCUCUGCCCUCCCUGGGAAGAUGUCUGUAACUCCCAUAUUUGUCCUAAGAGUCUGCAUGGUCUGGGGUGUGUCCUAAGGGGGAACGGGGAGGCUGAACCCCAGUUCCAGCAUUAAAUAAACAUGGUGCUUCGUGGGAACCAAGGGGCGUGUCUCUUCUCCAAAUGGGGGCCUGCUGAAUAGAAUUCUUGGGGUCUGGAGGCUUCAUUCAGAAAAAGAAAUCCCUCCCAACGCUGGAAGCCAGACUGGGCCCCUACACUAACCUCUAGGACCGUCCCUCUGGAAACUGUCGGGGGACUCUCCCUCCUUUCCCCUUUUCAAACAUCUUCCUGGGGCAGAGGUCAGCUCCAGCUUUCCUUGGGCAUGAGGAAAUGAGUGAGACCUGGACUGUCUGGGUCAGCAGUGGGGCACGCUGCCGUACCCAAACGCCCCAAUAACCUCCUCUCCAGUGUCUGGCAGGCCUGCCCAGGAAAGCAGAAUCAAUCUUUCAUGCCAGCCCCCUCCUGUCCAGUCAGUGCCCCUAGGUCCACUGGGCAGCAUGUUCCAGGCUCCUGGCCACACUUGGGCAACUUGAGUUAACCUAGAGCCUUCAGGAGCAGGGAGAGGGCCUGGGAGUGCUGAGUGGAGCAGCCAGUCAGCAUCCCACUCUCACCAGGGCCCUACACUGGACCCCUGCACCCCCCAACACAGAGGCAGUCUGGCUGCCUCCCCUCACCCCAAACAAUGGGAAGAUGGAGGCCAUCCCCCUGCUAGGCAGAUGGCUGGGCCCUUCUCCUCCCUCAGCUGAACCUGUGCUCAACCCUGGCUCCUGUCCCUUGACCUGGGGGGUUACUGAGAAGCCCAUCUUCCCAGUGCCCUCCUCGUAACCUCCUCCUGUCUGUGGAGGACAGCCUGACUGCCCUUCACAGGGAAACAGGAGACAGGGCCCCUCCCUCCAGCCAUCUCCACAGACCCACUCCUCUCUUGCUACCUUGGACCUUACUGGGUGAGGCCUGUCCAGGCUGAGCCUACCCUCCCCCUCUCCAGAGCCCUCCCUGGACCCUCUGUCCCCAGUAUAAUGGUGCCGGAAUCUCUCACAUCCUUUAACAUAGAGCAACACGUACAAUCCUUUCUUAGGGGGAAGCAGGAUACACCAUUCCCUGGAGCAGAGUCCCUGGAACAGACUCCCCCAGGCCUCAGGACAUAUGCUUAGCCACUGAUGCCUCCCAUUACAAUUCCUUCCACUAACUCAGCCUGCCUGAGCCUUGCUGGGGCGGGUUCCAACAGGAUCCCAGGUUCACCCACUCCACUCCACAUGGCACAUGGCUUUCACAAACCCCUCUUGAUUUCACAGCACCCCGGUAAGACAAAGCCAGAACCACAACUAGACUACCAAUCCUGCUGAAAUGAAGAGCUGAGGCUAAGGGUUGGGCAGUAAUCUGCCUGGAGCUGCACGCAGAAUCCCGGCAGAGCCAGGGCCAGGUCCCAGGUGUCCUGCCCCAUCCAGGUUCUUGUCAAGGCAACCUCCCCCGAGUCUGCUGCCCUCUUCCAUAAAGGCAAACCCCCCUUGCCUGCCCCAAAGACACCAGGCCCAAUGGCCUUUCAUAGAGGCAGCAAAUGAUCAGACACCAACCCAGGGCGCCACCUCUCUCUGGCUCCAGGACUCCAGGCCGGCCCAGAGCUGCCUUGUUCUCUCCCCCAUACCGCCACGCCUGCCUGACUGUACUCCAAGGGCGGGUACCUGGUUGAAUGAAAGCCAUCUCAGCUCAUACCAUACCACAGACCCAGGGACCAUACGCUGUCCAUACACGCAGUCCACGAGACACAGCCCCCUGUUGUAUGCAGACAGACCCCUGUCACAGAGAUAAACAAUCACACAGAGAUGCAGACAAAGACAGGGACAUGCAAUGCCUGUAACCAGAUACACAAAGUCCCACAAUGACAUGUCUGCUGUAAAGCAGGAACACAGACACUGCAGAGUCACAGAGGCAGGAGGAAAACCUAGACCUCUAAGCUGUGCAGUCACAUUCUUAGUCACAUCUGCCCCAAUGCCACACAGUCACCACAUCCCCAUGCACUCCCACACGCACAUACAAGUACCCUGGAACACCUGCCUGCACACACACACCCUCACAUCCACGUAUCACUCGAGGGCACAACCAGCGCCAGAUCACCCCCAGUCUGGGCACAUGGAUCCCAGAGUUGCACAGUCAAUCCUACACCUACUCCUGGCUCCUCCCUUCUCCCCCUCCCAGUGCUGGUCCAAGAGCAGAACAAAAGCCCAGUGUCCCCUCCUCCCCUUCCCCCUUAACUCUCCCCUCCCCACCCACCCCCCUCGACCGGCGUCCAUCCCCUUUGUCCUCCUGCAGCUGAGCCUGAGCGGGAGUCCAGGCAGAGUGGCAGGGACAUUGCGCCCAGGCUGCCAGGCGUGCAGGCGGCAGGACAAACAGGAGUGGUCCGUGCAGGAGCAGCAGUGCAGAGUGCCCAGGAGAGGUCAUGGCCAGGAUGCUGAAGGGCCCAGUGUUGGAGGAGUCGGAGUGGGGCUCCGAGGCGCCAUGCGCGGGGUCCUGCCACGCGCAGCGUGUCCUGCAGACCCUGAACGCAUAUCGGCGGAGCGGCAUCCUCACCGACGUAGUGCUGCGAGCCGGUGGCCGCGACUUCCCAUGCCACCGCGCGGCGCUUAGCGCGGGCAGUGCCUACUUCCGCAGCUUGUUCGCGGCCGGGAGGCCAGAGCGUGGCCUGGCCGUGGUGCCCGUGGUGCCCGAGGCGCCAGGCCCCGCCGGGACAGCGGUGGCCACGGCCCUGGCCGUAGUGCUCGACUACGUGUACUGCGCGGGCGUGCGGUUGCGCGCGGAGGACGAGGCGGCCGCGGUGCUGGCGCUGGCUGAGCGGCUGGGCGUGGCGGGCCUGCGUGAGGCCUGCGCGCGCUUCCUCGAGGGUCGCCUGCGCGCCGCUAACAGCCUAGCGCUGCGCCGCGUGGCCGCGGCCUUCUCCCUCGCCUCUCUGGCUGAGCGCUGCGGCCGCGUGCUGCGCCAGGCGUUCGCCGAAGUGGCGCGCCACGCUGACUUCUUGGAGCUGACGCCUGACGAGGUGGCAGCGCUGCUGGCAGACCCGGCGUUGGGCGUGGCGCACGAGGAGGCCGUGUUCGAGGCGGCCAUGCGCUGGGUGCGCCACGACGCGCCGGCCCGCCGCGGCCAGCUGCGCCGCCUGCUGGAGCACGUGCGACUGCCCCUUUUGGCGCCCGCCUACUUUCUGGAGAAGGUGGAGGCCGAUGAGUUGCUGCAGGCGUGCAGCGAGUGCCGCCCGCUGCUGCUAGAGGCCCGCACCUGUUUCAUCCUGGGCCGUGAGUCUGGCGCACUUCGAGCCCGGCCGCGGAGAUUCAUGGACCUAGCUGAAAUGAUCGUGGUCAUCGGUGGUUGUGACCGAAAGGGGCUCCUGAAGCUGCCCUUCACCGAUGCCUACCAUCCAGACAGCCAGCGCUGGACCCGGCUGCCCAGCUUGCCCGGCUAUGCUCGCUCAGAGUUCGCAACGUGUACUCUCCGCAAUGACAUCUAUGUUUCUGGAGGCCACAUCAACAGCCGUGAUGUCUGGAUGUUCAGCUCACAUCUGCACACCUGGAUCAAGGUGGCCUCGCUGCACAGGGGCAGGUGGAGACACAAGAUGGCGGUGGUGCAGGGGCAGCUGUUCGUCGUGGGCGGCUUCGAUGGCCUGCGGCGACUGCGCAGCGUGGAACGCUACGAUCCCUUCUCUAACACCUGGGCGUCCGCGGCCCCGCUCCUCGAGGCAGUAAGCUCAGCCGCUGUGGCCCCCUGCGCCGGCCGGCUCUACGUGAUCGGGGGCGCUGGGCAGGAUGGCGUCAGCACCAACAAGGUGCAGUGCUUUGAUUCCAAGGAGGACCAGUGGAGCCUGCGGUCACCAGCUCCCUUCUCACAGCGGUGCCUUGACGCUGUCUCCCUGGAGAACACCAUCUAUGUGGUUGGCGGCCUUAUGAGCAAAAUCUUCACCUAUGACCCUGGCACAGAUGUCUGGGGGGAGGCAGCUGUCCUCCCCAGCCCUGUGGAGAGCUGUGGCGUGACUGUGUGUGAUGGGAAAGUCCACAUCCUCGGCGGGCGGGAUGAUCACGGGGAAAGCACCGACAGGGUCUUCACCUUUGACCCCAGCAGUGGGCAGGUGGAGGCCCAGCCAUCCCUGCAGCGCUGCACGAGCUCCCAUGGCUGCGUCACCAUCGUCCAGAGCCGGGGCAGAAAUAAAACCUUCUUCAAAGGUCGAGUCUGUGUUCCAGCUCAAGCCUCCUUUGCCUGGAGAAGUAAUGCCCAAUAUCUGCUCCCUGCUAUGUCUCUUUACAAAGCACUUCAGCACUUCACGUUACUUCAUUUACCUUCAUAAUAACAGUGUGGACAUUUAAAGAAUCAUGAAAUAUUUCAUGCACAAAAAGAAAUAUAUUUGUACAGUUUAAAAAUUAUAAUAAAAUAAAUAUCUGUGUUCCCACAACC
Molecule: messenger RNA, 4890 nt
Organism: Bubalus bubalis (water buffalo)
Lineage: Eukaryota; Metazoa; Chordata; Mammalia; Artiodactyla; Bovidae
Gene: KLHL35
Product: kelch like family member 35
Exons: 8
Coding region: 2894-4783 (629 amino acids)
Molecular function (GO): protein binding
Source: RefSeq, a predicted model, not a curated record